Molecule: messenger RNA, 1578 nt
Organism: Castor canadensis (American beaver)
Lineage: Eukaryota; Metazoa; Chordata; Mammalia; Rodentia; Castoridae
Gene: Dap3
Product: death associated protein 3
Biological process (GO): apoptotic process
Cellular component (GO): mitochondrial ribosome; mitochondrial small ribosomal subunit
Molecular function (GO): structural constituent of ribosome
Source: RefSeq, a predicted model, not a curated record
CGCGUGUGCCAGUCACGUCGGGCGAACUGAUCCUCGGUUCACGGUGAGAGAACUGACUCGUACCGGGGAUGUACCAAGGAGGGAAAGGAGCGGGACUUGGAACUUCCCUGAGAGUGCAAAGACAAUGCUGAAAGGAGUAACAAGGCUUGUCUCCAGGGUCCAUAAGUUGGACCCUGGACGUGUUUUGCACUUGGGGACCCAGGCACCUCAAAGCAUUGCUGCCCACCUGGAUAACCAGGUUCCAGUUGAGAAUCCCAGAGCUAUUUCCCGCACUAAUGAAAGUGACCCAGCCAAGCAUGGGGAGCAGCAUGCAGGGCAGCACUACAAUAUCCCCCUCCAGGAUGUGAAGACGGUGUUUCCCCAUGGCCUCCCUCCUCGAUUUGUAAUGCAGGUGAAGACAUUUGGUGAAGCUUGCCUGAUGGUAAGGAAACCUGCCCUUGAGCUUCUGCAUUACCUGAAAAACACCAAUUUUGCUCAUCCAGCUGUCCGCUAUCUUCUCUAUGGAGAGAAAGGAACAGGAAAAACCCUCAGUCUUUGCCAUGUCAUUCAUUUCUGUGCAAAACACGACUGGCUUAUACUGCAUAUUCCAGAUGCUCAUCUUUGGGUGAAAAAUUGCCGGGAUCUUCUGCAGUCCACCCACAACAAACAGCGCUUUGAUCAACCUGUAGAGGCUUCAACAUGGCUGAAGAAUUUUAAAACUACAAAUGAACGCUUCCUGAGCCAAAUAAAAGUUCAAGAGACAUAUAUCUGGAAUAAGAGAGAAAGCACUGAGAAAGGCAGUCCUCUCAGCGAAGUUGUUGAACAGGGUAUAACACGGGUGAGGAAUGCCACAGAUGCGGUUGGGAUUGUGCUGAAGGAACUAAAGAGGCAGAGUUCUUCAGGAAUGUUUCAUCUCCUGGUUGCAGUGGAUGGAAUCAAUGCUCUCUGGGGAAGGACCACACUGAAAAGAGAAGACAAAAGUCCUAUUGCACCAGAGGAGCUAGCACUCAUUCACAACCUGAGAAAGAUGGUGAGGAAUGACUGGCAUGGAGGUGCCAUUGUGUUGACUUUGAGCCAGACUGGGUCACUUUUUAAGCCUAGGAAAGCCUAUCUGCCUCAUGAGCUGCUGGGAAAGGAAGGAUUUGAUGCCCUGGAUCCCUUUCUUCCCAUCCUGGUUUCUAAUUAUAACCCAAAGGAAUUUGAAAGUUCUAUUCAGUAUUACUUAGAGAACAGUUGGCUUCAGCAUGAGAAAGCUCCUACGGAAGACGGAAAGAAGGAGCUGCUGUUCCUGAGUAACGCCAACCCUGGGCAGCUGGAGAGGCUCUGCGCCUACCUCUAAGCCUGGCCCCAUGUGUGGAAGACAAUGGAUAUUUCCUUCAGCUUAACUCAGUCCUGGGGGGAAGCCACAAGUUCCAGGAAGAGCAGCCAGGCUUCUGUACUUGCAGGAUGAGGCAGGUCUGCAGUUGGCUCUGGUCUUCACUAAAGGGGUUUCCUGUGAAAUGACUGUGAGCUCAUGGCAAGAGGAUGUCCUCUUGUUUCUAAAACUAAUACCAGUUUUUGGGUGUGGUUUUCACAUUUAAGAUAAUCAUGAAUCUUUUC